Oenanthe melanoleuca is the source of this 4002-nucleotide messenger RNA. RefSeq names its product solute carrier family 22 member 16-like. The record is from RefSeq and is a predicted model, not a curated record. Gene Ontology annotation, cellular component: membrane. Gene Ontology annotation, molecular function: transmembrane transporter activity. NCBI's taxonomy places the organism in Eukaryota, Metazoa, Chordata, Aves, Passeriformes, Muscicapidae. Gene Ontology annotation, biological process: transmembrane transport. The transcript is spliced from 21 exons. Bases 213 to 3767 code for a protein of 1184 amino acids.
AGCGAGCGCGGGACCGCGGCAGGGACGGGCACAGGUCCAGCAGUGUCCCCGUGCCUGAAGUGUCCCCAAGUCCAGCAUUGUCCCCGUGCCCGCGGUGUCCCCAAGUCCAGCGGUGUCCCUGUUGCCAGCAGUGUCCCCAAGGCCAGCGGUGUCCCGCUGUCCCCCGGUGUCCCGCUGUCCCCGCUGUCCCCCGCUGUCCCCGUGUCCCCGCCAUGCCGUUCGGCGCGGUGCUGGCGCAGGUCGGGGGCCUGGGCCGGUUCCAGGUGCUGCAGACGGCGCUGCUGGCGGUGCCCAUCCUGCUCAUGGCGAGCCACAACCUGCUGCAGAACUUCACCGCCGCCGUGCCCCCGCACCGCUGCCGCGUCCCCGCUGUCCCCAGCGCCGCCCCGAGCUCUGCCGGUGCCACCUCGGUGCCACCCGGUGCCACCCCGAGCUCCCCCGGUGUCACCCACGCCACGCUCGAUGGCACCGCGGGGUCCCCCGAUGCCUCCCGGGGCUCCUCCAAUGACACCCUGGGGCCCACGCUGGGGUGGCCCAAUGUCACCCUGGGGUCCCCCGAUGUCACCCUGGGCUCCUGCCGGCGCUAUGUGGCAUCGCCCGCCGCCAACGCCACCGACGGCCCCCGGGCCACCGAGCCCUGCCGGGACGGAUGGGACUACGACCGCAGCGUCUACGUGUCCACCAUCGUCACCGAGUGGGACCUGGUCUGUGGCUACCGGCAGCUGCGGCAGAUGGCCCAGUCCAUCUACAUGGCCGGGGUGCUGGUGGGGGCCCUGGUCCUGGGGGGCCUCUCGGACAGGUUCGGGCGCAAGGCCAUGCUGAUGUGGUCCUACCUGCAGCUGGGGGUGAUGGGCACCUGCACGGCCUUCGCCCCCAACUACGCCUCGUACUGCGCGUUCCGCUUCGCCGGCGGGAUGGCGCUGUCCGGCUUCGGGCUCAGCAUCGCCUGCCUGGUGGUGGAGUGGAUCCCCACCCCGUACCGCGCCGUCACCGUGGCCAUCACCGGCUUCGCCUACACGCUGGGCCAGAUCAUCCUGGCCGGGGUCGCCUACGCCGUCCCGCACUGGCGCUGGCUGCAGCUCUCCGUGUCGCUGCCCUUCUUCGUCUUCCUGCUCUACUCCUGGUGGCUGGCGGAGUCGGCGCGGUGGUUGGUGCUCUCGGGCCGGGCUGAGCGCGCCGUCCGCGUCCUGCAGCGCGUGGCCGCCCUCAACCGCCGCAGGGAGGAGGGCGACAAGAUCACGGUGGAGAUGUUGAAGUCCAACAUGAAGGAGGAGCUGGCGGCUCUGAAAUCCUCCUACACCGUCUCCGACCUGGUCCGGACCCCCGUGAUCCGGCACAUCUUCUUCUGCCUCUCCAUCGUCUGGUUCUCCAUCAGCUUCUCCUACUACGGCCUGGCCAUGGACCUGCAGAACUUCGGGGUCAGCAUUUACCUCAUCCAGGUGAUUUUCGGCGCCGUCGACUUCCCGGCCAAGGUGGUGGUGACGGUGUCGCUGAGCUACGUGGGCCGGCGGCUCUCGCUCAUGGUGGCCUUGUUCCUGGCCGGGCUGGUCAUCGUGGCCAACAUCUUUGUGCCCACAGAGCUGCAGACGCUGCGCACGGCGCUGGCCGUCAUUGGCAAGGGCUGCCUCUCCGCCUCCUUCAACUGCGUCUUCCUCUACACCACCGAGCUCUACCCCACCCCCAUCAGGCAGACGGGGCUGGGCUUCGGCAGCACCAUGGCGCGCGUGGGCGGCAUCGUGGCGCCGCUGGUGAAGAUGAUGGACGAGUACUACCCGUUCCUGCCGCCCGCCGUCUACGGCGUGGCGCCCGCGCUGGCGGCCGUGGCGGCCGCGUUCCUGCCCGAGACCCUCAACACGCCCCUGCCCGACACCAUCGAGGAGGUGGAGAACAGGCCCAAGCGGAAGCCGGCGGGUGACCCCAAGGAGAAGAUCGCGCUCCAGCCCCAGGCUGGGCCCCCCCUGAAGGAGCCCUGGGUUCGGUUAUAUAGAACCAGGGCGGCGCCGGAGCCGCGGCGGUGCCGGGGCAGGGCGGCGGUGCCGGGGCAGGGCGGCGGUGCCGGGGCAGGCGGCGGUGCCGGGGCAGGCGGCGGUGCCGGGGCGCUCCUGCAUGGCCCCGGCGGCGGCACCAUGGCGUUCGCCAGCCUGCUGGAGCGCGUGGGCGGCAUGGGGCGCUUCCAGCUGCUGUCGGUGCUGCUGCUGUCGCUGCCCGUGCUGAUGAUGGCGAGCCACAACCUGCUGCAGAACUUCACGGCCGCCGGCGGCGAGCACCGGUGCCGGCUGCGCGCCGAGGCCAACGGCAGCGGGCCGGCGCCCGAGGCCCUGCUGAGGGUCUGGGUGCCGCGUGGCGAGCGCUGCCGGCGCUUCGUGGCCGCGCAGUGGUGGCUGCUGGAGGCCAACGGGUCGGCGCCCAACGGUUCGGCGCCGCGCACGGAGCCCUGCGGCGACGGUUGGGUCCACGACCGCGGCGUCUUCGCCAGCACCAUCGUCACCGAGUGGGACCUGGUGUGCAGCUCCCGGGGGCUCAAGCAGCUGGCGCAGUCGCUCUACAUGGCCGGGGUCCUGGUGGGCGGCGUCUUCGGGGGGCUCUCGGACAGGUUCGGCCGCCGCUCGGUGCUCACCUGGUGCUACCUGCAGAUGGCCGCCAUGGGCACCUGCUCGUCCUUCGCUCCCACCUUCCCCGUCUACUGCCUGUUCCGCUUCCUGACGGGCAUGGCCUUCUCGGGCAUCGUCCUCAACAGCGUCUCGCUCUCUCUGGAGUGGAUGCCCACGCACAUGCGGGCGCUGGUCGGCACCUUCAUGGGCUACUGCUACACGGCCGGGCAGUUCCUGCUGGCCGGCGUCGCCUUCGCCCUGCGCGACUGGCGCCGGCUGCAGCUCGUGGUGUCCCUGCCCUUCUUCGGCUUCUUCCUCUACUCCUGGUGGCUGACGGAGUCGGCGCGGUGGCUCGUCAUGGUGGGGAGGUCCCCCCAGGCCCUGCGGGAGCUCCAGAAGGUGGCCAGGAUCAACGGCAAGAAGGAGGAAGGGGACAAGCUCGACAUAGAAACCCUGAGGUCCCACAUGGAGAAGGAGAUGACGUCGUCGAGGACUCGCCACACCGUGCUUGACCUGGUGCGGACGCCGGUUCUGCGCCGCAUCUCCCUGUGCCUCUGCUUCGUGUGGUUCUCCACCAGCUUCGCCUACUACGGGCUGGCCAUGGACCUGCAGAACUUUGAGUUCGACAUCUACGUGGUCCAGCUCAUCUUCGGCGCCGUGGACAUCCCGGCCAAGCUGGUGUCCGUGCUGACCAUCACCUACGUGGGGCGCCGCUUCACCCAGGCCUUGGCCCUCGUCCUGGCCGGCCUGGCCAUCCUGGCCAACGCCUUCGUGCCGCGAGACCUUCGGACGCUCCGGACAGCGCUGGCUGUUUUUGGCAAAGGUUGUUUGGCCGCGUCCUUCAACUGCGUCUUCCUCUACACGGGCGAGCUCUACCCCACCGUGAUCCGGCAGACGGGCAUGGGCUUGGCCAACACCAUGUCGCGGCUGGGCAGCAUCAUGGCGCCCCUGGUGAAGAUGGCGGGCGAGCUCUUCCCGGCGCUGCCCUUCCUCAUCUACGGCACCGCGCCCGUCGUGUCGGGGCUGGUGGCCGCGUUCCUGCCCGAGACACGGAACAUGGCGCUGCCAGAAACCGUGGAGGAGGUGGAGGGAAGGACACGAUCCCACAAGGACGAAGCCCAGCUCCAGGUCCCGCUCCAGCCCCCCCAGCCCAGCAACUCCACAGCGCCCCAUUAGUGCCCCCCCACCCAGGGCACCCCCAAAAUCCUCAGCCCUCGCUGCCCUCCCGGAUGAACGAGCAGGAUUUGGGGGGCAGAGGGGGUCCAAGCUCCCCCAAAGAUCCAAGGGACAGCAGUGACAUGAGGGGACUCGGCUGCCCCUCCCUGCAGAGUGGGGGGGACGCUGGGGCCCCCCAAAAUCGCCUCGUCUGGGACUUUUCGGCCGUGCUGGAAUAAAAAACAAUAAAAGCAAA